Setaria italica (foxtail millet) is the source of this 471-nucleotide messenger RNA. RefSeq names its product ocs element-binding factor 1. The record is from RefSeq and is a predicted model, not a curated record. Bases 1 to 471 code for a protein of 156 amino acids. Gene Ontology annotation, molecular function: transcription cis-regulatory region binding; DNA-binding transcription factor activity. The transcript has a single exon. Lineage: Eukaryota; Viridiplantae; Streptophyta; Magnoliopsida; Poales; Poaceae. Gene Ontology annotation, cellular component: nucleus. Gene Ontology annotation, biological process: positive regulation of DNA-templated transcription.
AUGGACUUCUCAGAUUACUAUUGCAUCGACAUGCAUGGCUUCUCGGAGGUGGCGCCACCGCAGUUCGAGUUCGGAUCCGAACUUACGGCGAUCCCAUUCCCAACUGAAACCCCGGCGGCGUCCUCGCUGGAGGUCGUAGCCGCCGACGCCGCGGCGGCGGGGUGCGACGAUGGGCAGCGACUCCGCCGGAGGAUCUCGAACCGGGAGUCCGCGCGGCGUUCCCGCGCGCGGAAGCAGCGUCGCCUCAACGAGCUCCGGGGCAGCGCGGCGGUCAUGGAGCGCAGGAGGCGCGAGCUCGCGGCGUGCGCGCAGGCCGCGCGCGGCCGCCUGGCACUCGUCCGGCUCGCCAACGCCGGGCUGCGCGCCGAGGCCGCCGCGCUGUCCCGCCGGCUCGCGGCCGCCAGCCGCGCGCUCGCGCUCGGCCGUCUGUACCACGCCGCGGCACUGCAGCCUCGGGUUCCUGGACAUUGA